CUGUGAAUGUAACACAUACAUACAAUAAAAAUAGAAGAAAAAAACGGAGAAAAAGUUGUUUUUAAGCAGCUCAACUGCACUAAAUAACAUUGAGCACAGAUCAACUGGGCCAAUAUAGCCGAUAUCAGACCACAAAUACACGGGUUUGGCUACACCAUGGCGUCCGAGGAGCUACCAGCUGACCUGGACAAGUUGAAAAUAACACAGACUCAUCCUCCCAUCAAGACUGUGGAACGGAACCCCUUUUACGAUGCAGUUAAUGGAUUCGAUCCGUCUGACAAUCCAGAGGCAUCGACGAGCUGCAAGCCACGAUCACAACACCGCUGGAAGUGCAGACCGCGUCGCAGGUCCGAAAGUUGCCUGCAGGACUGCAAGCAGGAGGACUCCUUUGUUCCAGAAGAAUCGUUCGAGAUUGUUAGUCCCUUGAGCUGCUCCCACGGAGUGCAGAAGCAUUCGCAAAAGCGCAAGAACCUCUUUCGCCAGCCCAUUUUGAGGUCCCUGAACAGCUGCGAGCAUGGCAAGUGGACUGUGCGCAGCGGACGCAUUGUGGCCUGCAAGCCUAAGGACGAAACCAGUGAUAUUGUUGGCCAGGUCAACGAGGACAUGAAGUCGAGUUACUCGUGCGCAUUUCGCGAUGUCAUCGGCGAGUGCAAUGCCAUGCUCGAUGAAUCCAGGAGAAGCACGCUGGGAAAUAGCUGGCACUCAUCGAAGGGACGUCGCUCAGAAAGUUCCAUAGAGGAGCCAGGACCUUCAGGACUUCAAAGCCAUAAGAGCGACUCGCUAGCCGUCUCCGCCGCCACGAGAUCGCUCUCAGCCGUUUCGCUAAUGGGAUCCACGUGCUCGCAGCAGGCCAGCUACAAUUCCACGAACCCCGGGAACUGUGAUGAUGUGACCAUCGGUGAGCUGGCCAGCUACUUCGACACCAUUGUUCAUAUUCCAAAAAAGAUGUCCUCAAUGGCCGAGAUGAUGUAUAUUUAAUUAUUGGCUCCUAAACCUUUAUUAACUCAAAACCCUGUCUCUGAAUAUAUUUGUAAGUUUCGAGUGUACGAUAUGUAUGUUAUUUGUGAAUUCAAUUACACAAUUUCAGCUCUUCUAAACUUCAGUUGGUUAAUCUAAAUAUUUAUACUGUAUAUUAUGUACAUAGUCAUUGGUAUAUUCUGCGAAUUACAGCAUUUCUAAAUACACCUAAAA
Messenger RNA from Drosophila takahashii, 1191 nucleotides. RefSeq lists its product as uncharacterized. NCBI's taxonomy places the organism in Eukaryota, Metazoa, Arthropoda, Insecta, Diptera, Drosophilidae. The record is from RefSeq and is a predicted model, not a curated record. Gene Ontology annotation, biological process: cellular response to hydrogen peroxide.